Molecule: messenger RNA, 1644 nt
Organism: Cladophialophora psammophila CBS 110553
Lineage: Eukaryota; Fungi; Ascomycota; Eurotiomycetes; Chaetothyriales; Herpotrichiellaceae
Exons: 11
Coding region: 1-1644 (547 amino acids)
Molecular function (GO): oxidoreductase activity, acting on paired donors, with incorporation or reduction of molecular oxygen; monooxygenase activity; iron ion binding
Source: RefSeq, a predicted model, not a curated record
AUGGAUGCACGAACUGUGAGUUGGAUUCUGGCGAGCCUGGUCACUGUCGCGCUGGCCUGGAGGCUAUCGCGAUAUGGGAUGCGACCGAAAGACUACCCACCAGGUCCACCCACGCUCCCUAUACUGGGCAACCUUCACCAAAUGCCAAGCUCAAAUCUGCAUCUUCACCUACAGAAAUGGGCACAAGAGUAUGGUCCAAUCUACUCCUUGAAACUGGGUGGCCAGACCCAGAUCGUUGUCAGUUCGCCCGCGAUUAUGAGAGACCUCCUGGAAAAGCGCAGCAACAUCUAUUCCACGAGGAUGGACAUGUUCAUCCGGGAGAAUAGCGACAAUCUCAACAUUCUGUUUCGAAAUAACGAUGAUGUCUGGAGGCGUCAGAGGAGAAUGUACCACCUUCGACUCAAUGCGAGGGGUGCUGACAGCUAUAUUCCAUACCAGUUGUUUGAGAGUCGCCAGUUACUCCACGACUUUCUCGUCUAUCCCGAAAGAUACGAUCAAAAUUUCAGGAGAUAUACCGCCAGUAUCGCUUCCACAUUGGCCUAUGGAUGGAGAACUCCCCGCAUUGAUCUUCCAGCAGUUGCUGGCAUCUUCUGGUGGAACGACCGAAAUGUCCUCAUCGCCAACUCGUUACAAAUGACUGACUGGUAUCCAUCGCUACGACCGAUCAUCGAUUGGAUCCCAACGCGGAUAAGCUCCCUGAAACAGGAACUGAGAAAAAUCAGAAAUCUGGAGGAAACUCUUUUCCUCGACCUCUUCGAGAACGCCAAAGCGAGACACAAGGAGGGCAAGCCUCGUCCAAGCUUUUCCAACGACAUGAUUACGGCUAACGAGAAGGCCGGAAUUGACAAGCUGGGCGACAAGGAGCUAGCGCAUAAUGCUGUUCAAGCUGCCAUGGGAGCCACGUAUAAUGGAUCAUUGGCCCUCUUGCUAACAAGUGGACUUACCCAGGCUAUGGUUCUCUUUCCCAAAGUUCAAGAAGAGGCCCAGCGGGAAAUUGACGAGGUCGUCGGGUCUGAAAGGAUGCCAACCUGGUCUGACCGAGAGAAGCUCCCAUACGUGCGCGGCGUUGUGGAAGAGAGCCUACGGUGGUUUCCAACCACUUUACUCGGUGCUGUACCACACGGUGUAGCUCAGGAUGAUUUCUACAUGGGCUACAAGAUCCCUGCUGGCUCGGGAAUUAUCAACAAUGUGUGGACGAUGAACAAUGAUCCGACCAGGUAUGAGAAUCCGCGCGAUUUCAAGCCCCGACGCCACGACCCCGCGAAGACUUCUGGAGAGUUUUUCGGAAUCAAUUCAAAUUCUACUGAACGGCCGCACUUCAACUUUGGUGGUGGUCGAAGAGUGUGCCCCGGAUUCCAUGUUGCAGAGCGGGGCUUGUUCAUUGCCAUUGCUCGCAUGCUCUGGGCGUUCAGCAUGACCCCGAAACUCGACGCGUCUGGAAAACCGGUCGAGAUUGACAGAGAUGCCGUUACAGGAGGGCUGGUCGCGGGCCCGGCUCCCUUCAGCUGUACCAUUGUGCCACGGAACGAGCAUCGCCGAGCCAAGAUUAUUCAGUCAUGGGAUGAUGCACUCAGCUCGCUGGAUAGUAGCCAUGAUUUCACGGAUGAGUUCUUCGAGAAAGAAUUUAAGGUUCGUAAAACAUGA